AUGUAUGCUUUUGCCAGUAUGGCACCUAUUCAAUUGAAAAUACCUAAAACAUCACAGAAACAGGACGAAGGUUCGCGGUGGACCGUAUAUCACAUUGAAGUAUCUUUUCCCAAUAAUUUACGUAGAAUUGUCUUUCGACGAUUCAGCGAAUUCGUUAGUUUAGAUGAAAAAAUUCGACCUUUUGAUGAUACAGAAACGUUACCUAAUCUUCCUUCCAAGUCUUGGUUUCAGUCAACCGUGACAAAUGAGAAAUUUCGUGAAUCCCGUCGAGUUGCUCUACAGGGGUAUAUAAAAGCAUUGAGCAAAAGUCCUUGGAUAGAAAUGAAAGAAGUUAAAAGCUUUUUUAACAUAGAGGAUAAUACAGGAAACAUUACAAAAGAAAGUAGCCUUGGCCCCGUGGAAUGGAUUCAAUUGUUUCAUGAAUGCAAACGUGAUUUGCAUGCUUCGAGAGUUGACUUGCUUUCAGGAAAGAACAGCACCAUUUAUGGACAGACAAGAAGCCUAUAUACUUCGAAAAGGUCAACUGAUCUUUUAUACGCUUCGCUCCAUCGGCUCGAGCAAAUGAAUGCCCUCGGUCCCGGUGAAGUGUUUCGCAGACGUGAUAUGUUAGAUAAAUUGUCUUCAGAGCUUGUAUCAUAUCAAAGAACAAUGAAAAACAUGGCUCAGCCUAUGAGCCCUCCCAAGUCCUCUGCUGAGGUUCCUGCUAGCUCCAGCCCUGGCUCACCAUUCAAGCCCGUAUCGUCUUCCUCAGAUCAACAAAAUUCUCUUCACUCUACUCCUUCCUCCAAUCGUGUUUUAGGUAAAAGCCGGUCGCAGGAGACACCAACCACCAGAAAGCUCGAUAAUGUUGGUCUUUACCAACUGCAAAACCAAGCAUUAAUGAGUCAAGAUACUCAAGCGGAAACAUUGCUACCGACUAUUCAACGACAGAAAGAAAUUUCCAUGGCUAUCAACAACGAAGUAAUUGAACAGAAUGCCAUGCUGGACGAUGUAUCGCAUGAAACCGACCUAAAUCGUAAGAAAAUGCGCAGGACGAAAGAUCGUCUUCGUCGAUUGGGCUGA
Messenger RNA from Schizosaccharomyces osmophilus, 1062 nucleotides. It is a transcript of the gene vsl1, whose product is annotated as vacuolar SNARE Vsl1/Vam7. The transcript has 2 exons. The record is from RefSeq and is a predicted model, not a curated record. Lineage: Eukaryota; Fungi; Ascomycota; Schizosaccharomycetes; Schizosaccharomycetales; Schizosaccharomycetaceae. The coding region runs from base 1 to 1062 and encodes 353 amino acids. Gene Ontology annotation, molecular function: phosphatidylinositol binding.